UUCGCCUACACUCCUCUCAUCAGUCAGUCCCCGCUCCUUCUCCACGGCUACCCCGCUGGCGAGAUGCGGGGUGGAGCGGGAGUCGUUCCACCGGCGUCGGGCCUCGCGCUCGGGGCGGUGCUGCUUCUCGCCGUGCUGCCGUCCCGGGCGGGCGGGGUGAACGUGACGGCGGCGCUCGCGGCUUUCCCCGGCUUCUCCGACUUCGCGCGGCUCCUGGCGUCGAGCCCGGUGGCCGAGGAGCUGGCGGCGCGGUCGUCCCUGACGCUGCUGGCCGUGCCGAACAACAACCUGCCGCGCUCGCCCUCGGCGUUCGCGACGGCCUCCGGCGCGGACAUCGCCGACGUGCUGCGGUACCACGUCCUGCUCGAGUACCUUUCCCCUUCUGACCUCGCGCGCCUCCCCGCCUCCGGGAAGCUCGUGACGACGCUGUUCCAGACCACCGGGCGCGCGUCCUCUGAUCUCGGCGCCGUCAACCUCACCGUUGGGGGCAACUCCACCGUCGUGGUCCGGUCGCCGGCGCCUUUCCCGGGGUCCAACGCCACCGUCCUCGGUUCCGUCACCGCGGUGCCUUACAACCUAAGCGUGCUCGCUGUGGGCGGCCUCAUCGUCCCCUACGGGCUCGACAUCGCAGCCUCCGCCAGCCGCCCGGCUGGCGUCAACAUCACCCAUGUCCUCGCGGACGCGCGGGGGUUCAACGUCGCUGCCUCCAUGCUGGAGGCGUCGGGCGUCGCGGACGAAUUCCUGGCAGACGAGCGCGGCGCCGGCAUCACGGUCUUCGUGCCCACCGACGAUGCCUUCGCUGGCCUCCCCGCCACCGAUCGUCUCCAGUCCCUCCCCGCAGAUCGCAAGGUCACCGUGCUUCGCUUCCACGUGCUGCACUCAUACUAUCCGCUCGGCUCCCUCGAGUCCAUCGUGAACCCCGUGCAGCCCACGCUCGCCACUGAGCGCGCCGAGGCUGGCCAGUUUACGCUAAACAUCACGCGCGUCAACGGCUCCGUGGCCAUCGACACCGGCGUCGUGCAGGCUUCGAUCACCCGCACGGUGUUCGACCAAAACCCCGUUGCGGUGUUCGCCGUCUCAAAGGUUCUGCUACCCAAGGACAUGUUCAGCCGGGACGGUGUCGACAGCGCUGCCACGGCACCGCCGCCGGCCGCGAUGGCGCCAGAUGUCGCUGAUAGCGUGCAGACGCCACCGACGAGACUGUCGUCACCGCCAGCCCUGCGGGGCGGCACCGAUAGCAAGUCAUCAUCGGCAUUUCCAACGGCAAGGGCAAUUAAUCGGUGGUGUAUACUGUUGGUAUUCCUAAAGCUGCAUCUGUUUCUACUACCUCUGGUAUGAGAUGCGGAUGUUCCCCCAUUGCUCGCUCCAUUUUGCUCAAUUUUUGUUCUUUUGUUACUAUUUUCCCCCAUUUUAGAAUGUGUACUACGGGAAUGUGACGGGUAGAGAAUUUCGAAGGGGCAAAAGUAGUAACGAUCUUUCUAGUUUCUUUAUUAGUUUUAAGGGAAAUAAUAUCAUGUGUAGAAACCUACGCCUUGUACUUGUUCCAAAAACGAACAACACCAUGUUCAAAAUUGUUCU
Messenger RNA from Oryza brachyantha (malo sina), 1578 nucleotides. Its product is annotated as fasciclin-like arabinogalactan protein 4. Gene Ontology annotation, biological process: multidimensional cell growth; mucilage biosynthetic process involved in seed coat development; abscisic acid-activated signaling pathway. The coding region runs from base 64 to 1338 and encodes 424 amino acids. The record is from RefSeq and is a predicted model, not a curated record. NCBI's taxonomy places the organism in Eukaryota, Viridiplantae, Streptophyta, Magnoliopsida, Poales, Poaceae. Gene Ontology annotation, cellular component: plasma membrane. The transcript has a single exon.